Durio zibethinus is the source of this 1414-nucleotide messenger RNA. RefSeq lists its product as uncharacterized. Lineage: Eukaryota; Viridiplantae; Streptophyta; Magnoliopsida; Malvales; Malvaceae. The record is from RefSeq and is a predicted model, not a curated record.
ACUUUAGCGCGUAUGUUUUUGCCCGACUGAUAGUUUCUUACUUGCUGUCCUUUAUCUCUGUCUUGUCUCGUAUUCAGACAGUAGUUUGUUCUUUUUCAAAAACAGCUUUGUUUAGAUUUUAUUUUCGUAGAAUUUUAAGGUUUUUGAUCGGAAAAAAUGGCGUUUGUAUCAUUCGUUGGAAGAGUUCUUUUCGCUUCAGUGUUUAUCCUCUCUGCUUGGCAAGAGUUCAAUGAAUUUGGUGUUGAUGGAGGCCCAGCAGCAAAGGCACUGAAACCAAAAUUCAAUGUCUUCUCAAAGACUAUGUCAUAUCAUACAGGGGUGCAAGUGCCAAAAUUUGAUAUUAAGUAUCUAGUUGCUGCUGCUGUAGCCUUUAAGGGUGUUGGGGGUAUCUUUUUUAUCUUUGGCAGCAUUAUCGGAGCUUAUCUUCUGGUUCUGCAACAGAUCAUUGUUACUCCUAUAUUGUAUGACUUCUACAACUAUGACACAGAAAAGAAAGAGUUUGGUCUACUUUUCACAAAGUUCUCACAGAACUUGGCACUGUUAGGGGCAUUAUUCUUCUUCAUUGGCAUGAAGAACUCAAUCCCCAGGAGACAACUCAAGAAAAAGGCUCCAAAAACCAAAACAGUUUGAAGAGGAACAUCUGGUAAACCAAGGGUCUAGUUUCUUGUUUGGUGUUGUUUCAAGGCUUUGUGUCUUCAAGAAUUGGGAAAAAAAAGGGCAUAUACUUGGACAGUUUUGUACUGUUAAGUACUAAGUUAAGUUCAUGGUUAUUUAAUUGACUUUCAGAAAGAAUUUGAAAAUUUUGCUUUUAAAUAUGCUGCUUUUAUUUUGCCUACUUACAUGGAUUUUUUUUUUUUUUUUUUAUCAUGGAUUCAUGGUGCUUGAUAUUAUAAUUGAGGAAACAUUUUUGAGAACCUUAAAUGGUUGAGAAGCAGAAUAGAAAGCAACUAAUUAGUUUUAGUUGAAAAGCACUGUGCUAGUUAUCUAUCAUAGGACAUUGUUUCUUUUUGAUGCUAGAUAAAGCCCUGAAUCACUUGCCAUGAGUCAGCUGAGAAUUGGGAACAGUACUUUCCUUCCAGUUCUCUAUCGUUGUUUAAAGUAUGGGAUCUUGCAGCUGGUAUUCUGUUAGGAUGUGACAGGCCUAGGUCAACUUAGGUGCAUUUUGAAGCAUGGUGGGACGAGAACCCGAACUUCGAAAUGUGCCCUUAGCGUGUAUGUGUGUGCGCGCUUGAGUAGCGAAUGUUCCAGAGUUUCCAUUUGUUUUAUAUGCCACUCUUCAGAUGAUAACAUGAUAUUUAGUUGAUCAUGAGCUUACAAAAGUUGAAAAUUAAAUAACUUAAGGCAGAACAAAUACAAUAUUGAAGAUUUUCGAGAUUGACUUACAUGUAGAACUAGAAGGCAGCAAUCACCAGUC